AUGAAGAACAACAUUUGUCUUGAUGGGGUCGUGCGUCGUUUUGUUAUUUUGAAAAAUACGGAAAUAAACAGGAAGUUGUCCUGGUCGCGCGUGCUUCAUCCGUUCCAGGCUUCCAGCUUGAGCAGCAGGAUGGAUGACACCGAAGUUUGGCCAGAAAUAGAGAAAGCAGCGGCAGAAAAGAGGCGUGAAUUGGUUCUACACGGCCCCGCCAUAGACCAGAGGAUCUCCUCCAACCAGGGACUCAGCUCCUCCAUUUACUCUUUACAGCUGCUCAACUACCUGGAGGUGAGCCAGUGUCCGAGUCUGACGGAGAUCCACGCGGACAUCCAGCUCCUGACGAACCUCCAGAGCCUCAUCCUGUGCCGGAACAAGCUCGCCUCCAUCCCGCACGUCAUCGGCCGCCUCAAGUCGCUGAAGGUCCUGGACGUUUCGGUCAACAACCUCACGGCGGUUCCGGAGGAGAUCAGCCAGCUGCCGGAGCUGACGACCCUGAACGUCAGCUGCAACAGCCUGGAGCUUCUGCCGGAGGGGCUCAGCCGAUGCUCCAAACUCUCCACCAUCAACGUCUCCAAGAACCGCCUCACCGCCUUCCCCCCGGACCUCUUCUCCGAGGGCCUGGACCUGCUCAGCACCCUGGUGGCUUCUGACAACUGCAUCCAGGAGCUGAGAGGAGACAUCCAGCAGCUCGCUGCUCUGAAGGUUCUGGACCUCGCUAACAACAAGCUAAAUGAAAUCCCCUGGAAUCUGAGUGACUGCCCCAAACUAAAGGAGAUCAACUUCAGAGGCAACAAGCUGAGUGACAAACGCCUGGAGAAGAUGGUCAACGGCUGCCAGACCAAGUCCAUCCUGGAGUACCUGAGAGGAAAGGGGAGGGGACGGCAGGUCGAGGAGGGAGGGGACGCAGACGGAGGACGCCAACCCGACAAGAAGAAAAAACAGCAGCAGAGGAAGAGGAAGGAGAAGGUGGCGGAGGAGCAGGAGGAGGUGGAGGAAGUGAGGAAGAUGGCGGUGAGGGUUCUGCACGUUUCAGACGCCCCCACAGCUCUCACAGUGCAAGUGAGCGCUGACGUGAAAGACGUCCGGCCGUACCUGGUGUGCUGUUUGGUCAAAGGCAUGAACCUGAAGCCUGGGAAUUCCCUGAAACGCUUUUUGAUGGCUCAGACGAAGCUCCAUGAGGACUUGUGUGGCAAAAGAACCAUUGCAACCAUCGCCACUCAUGACGCGGAGCUCCUCAAAGGGCCGCUCGUAUACGGCGUCAGAACCCCGACGCAGCUGAAGAUUGUUCCUCUGGGUCGGAGGGAGAUGACAGCAGUGGAGCUGAUCAGACUUCUUCACCUAGAGGCGGACGAGCUGAGGAAGCAGAAGAAACGGCAGAACGUCACAGGCCUUCACAAAUAUCUGCAGCUUCUGCAGGGGAAAUCACAGUAUCCCUGCCUGGUUGAUGCAGAGGGAGAUGUGAUCUCAUUCCCUCCCAUCACCAACAGCGAGAAGACUAAGAUCAAGAAGACGACCAAGGAAUUGUUCUUAGAAGUAACUAGUGGAACCAGCCUGCAGACCUGCAAGGAUAUCAUGGACGCUCUUAUUGUGAAAAUGGCAGAGUUGAACAAGUUCACCGCAGAGCACCAGGAGGAGGCGGGGUCAGACGUGGAAAGUGACGCUGCACCAAAUCCCUCCUCCAGCACAGAAACGUCCAGCCAGCUGGUCAUCCAGCAGCUCCGCACGACGGACCAAGACGGGAACCUGAAGGUGGUUUAUCCAUCCAAGACCGACCUGUCUGACAACAUCAACAAUCUGACGGUCAUCUGGUAGCUGUAGUUUUUCUGGAAUCAUUUCAAAUGUAAUUACAACCGUGUAUGAGAGCCACAAUAAAUGAAAAUGAAUAAAUA
Molecule: messenger RNA, 1886 nt
Organism: Oryzias melastigma (Indian medaka)
Lineage: Eukaryota; Metazoa; Chordata; Actinopteri; Beloniformes; Adrianichthyidae
Gene: lrrc47
Product: leucine rich repeat containing 47
Exons: 8
Coding region: 1-1809 (602 amino acids)
Biological process (GO): phenylalanyl-tRNA aminoacylation
Molecular function (GO): protein binding; phenylalanine-tRNA ligase activity; RNA binding
Source: RefSeq, a predicted model, not a curated record